AUGAAUAGAAUCAAUAGUCGUGUUUCCUAUUAUUAUCAGCAAAAUAUGGAAUUAGAAGACGAUAAAAAAAGUCUUUAUGAAAUUCUUCAUAUUGAUCCAACAUCUACAAUAACGGAAAUAAAAAAAGCUUAUCGUAAAAAAGCAUUAUUAUUUCAUCCCGAUAAAAAUGCAAAUCCAAAUGCGGACAAAAUGUUUAAACUCAUACAUAAAGCCUAUGAAACAUUAUCGAAUGAAGCAACACGUAAUAAACAUAUUUUAUCUUAUAAUGAUGAUGAUACUGAGGAAGAUGUACUUUCAACUGACUUGAAAUCGUUACACAUAGGCCAGAAAUGGUCGGAUAUGUGCAGACAAAAACUAGAUUAUUGGGUUCAACAAUUUGAUGAUAUAAAAAUUAUUGAUAAUUUUACAAGUGAGCUGGUUUCAAUUACCGAUAAUAUAAAAAUAAACUUUGAUUCAGUUCUAAAUACAAAUAACAGCACUAAUCAAUACAUCAUAUAUCAAGUAUGCAAUCAGUUGUAUCUAUCAAUAGAAAAACAUGAAGAUGAAAUAAUCAAACCAUAUCGUAAUUUAUUUCAAUCAAGUGAUAACAAUCAUAUUACUAGAAACAAUUAUCUAAAUCAACAAUUGCAGAGUCUUAUACAAAAUUCGAUUUGGACUUGGAAACCAGCGUUGUUAUCGUCAUCAUUAUUACCCUGUUUACUAUCAAAUAAAGAAUGGAAAAAUAUUACACAUACAAUUACAAAAUCCGAACAAUUAUUAAAUACAUCUAAUACAUGGCAUAUUUACCAUAAAGACGAUGAACUAUUAAUAUCAGAAUUAUUAAAAAUAAAAUACAUAAAACUUUUACGGGAACAGAAAAUAAUAGGUCAGUUAACGCAACAAAUUAAUAAUGAAGAAAAAAAACAACAAAAAAUGUCAUUUGUAAAAAGUUUAUUAUUGACAAUAAUUAAAGAUAAAAGAUUAUCAAACGGUAUGAAAGUGUUCAUAUUCGAUUCAUUGUAUUUUGUUGUCCCAAAUCCACCUGUAUUGAAUAUAUCUGAUAAUUGUCAUCUUUGUAAAAAAACCGUUACACUAGUCAAUUAUUGGUGGACAAAUAAUUGUCGAAUGUGUGGUAUGCUGUAUUGUACUGAUUGUUUGAUAUUAAAAAAGAUUCCACAUUUAGGUUAUACAUUACAACCAGUUUUAAUCUGUCAAAAAUGUAUUAUUAACAAAAAUGAAGUUGAAACAGAACUUAUUAAAAAUCAUAUUAAUCAUAUGGUUUUGAAUGAAAACUAUAACAAUAUUAAUAUUUUUCUUGGUUUAUUACAACAAUGUUACAAUAAUGAUGAACAUUUAAAUGAAUAUUUUAAUGAAUUGGGAAAUCGAUUUUAUUCUAUUAAUAAAUAUUCUCAACCAUUAUUAUGUUAUUAUUAUGGAAGAUUAAAUAAUGUUACACGUUGA
Didymodactylos carnosus is the source of this 1440-nucleotide messenger RNA. The record is from the annotation of a GenBank genome assembly. NCBI's taxonomy places the organism in Eukaryota, Metazoa, Rotifera, Eurotatoria, Philodinida, Philodinidae.